Messenger RNA from Mytilus californianus (California mussel), 7625 nucleotides. RefSeq names its product potassium channel subfamily K member 12-like. Gene Ontology annotation, cellular component: membrane. The transcript is spliced from 2 exons. Gene Ontology annotation, molecular function: potassium ion leak channel activity. Bases 418 to 1617 code for a protein of 399 amino acids. Gene Ontology annotation, biological process: potassium ion transmembrane transport; stabilization of membrane potential. Lineage: Eukaryota; Metazoa; Mollusca; Bivalvia; Mytilida; Mytilidae. The record is from RefSeq and is a predicted model, not a curated record.
UCUGUCACGUAUAACUAACAGUUUUAUUUGCAGUUCAACUGGUGUUUGUGUUUUAUUCAAACCGUAAUAAUCGGAAUUUGUGCUGCGAAAAAUAUUUAUCUAAAUAUGGUAAUAUCUUGUGAUUUUCAUUUCGAAAUUUUGAAUUCUUAGAAAAUUACACUGAUGGAAUUAAUAAUGAAACCACUUUGCUGUAUCAUUUUAGUAGUUAUUGUCAACAAAUCUCAAUUUAAUAGCGGCAUAGUUAUUCCUUUUAACGAUUAUAUUGACUUCUAAUGUGUUGAAAUGUUGGGGGACUGAAACUUGAUAUAAAUUUCAUAUAUUGGAAUCUGUGAGGUUAUUAUUUCACUGGCUUUUCGAAAAAAAAAACAUUUAUCUGAUGUGUGGGAAAACAAAAUGGUGUAACUCUUUAUUUUCGGUAUGCCUAUUGCCAGAAAGCAGGGGUGCUGCUUUGCCCUGCAUCUGCGCGAAGACAACGCAAGAUUUAUUCUUUUGUUUUUUGUAAUGACUGCAUAUAUGCUAGUAGGUGCAACAGUAUUUAUGUUUUUGGAGCGGGAUAACGAGGUGGAAGAAAGAAAGAAGUAUAAUGAUUCCUUGAAUUUAUUCCGACAAAAAUAUCCGCAAAUAAAUGAAACGGAUUUACAGAUUUUGCUGAAUGCUCAUACUGAAGCUGAAUCUGCUGGAUUUGUAGGAAACAAACGUCCGAGGUGGGACUUUUCUGGAGCUUUUUACUUUGUUGGAACAGUUGUAUCCACCAUUGGAUUUGGUAUGACAACGCCACGAACGAUUGGUGGGAAAAUACUGUUAAUUUUCUAUGGAUUUUUAGGAUGCGCUGGCGCUAUACUGUUUUUCAAUUUAUUUCUUGAAAGAAUCAUCACAUUCCUUGCAUAUAUCCUACGAGCAAUUCAUGAAAGAAAACUACGAAUAAAAGGUAUAGAUAAUAAAGAUAGACGAAAUUCUCAUAUCUCGGACGAUGAACAAUUAGACACAUGGAAACCUUCGGUGUAUUGGGUCAUGCUUAUUUUGUUGUUAGGAGCUGUAGUUGUCGCCUGCUGUGCUUCUGCGAUGUAUUAUCCGGUGGAAGAUUGGACGUACUUUGAAGCUAUUUAUUUUUGCUUUGUAACUUUUGCAACGAUUGGAUUUGGUGAUUAUGUGGUUAGUCAAAAAGAUGAUUAUGAAAAUAGACACUUUUAUCGCCUGGGAAAUUUCAUAUUUAUUGUUUUAGGUUGUUGUUGUAUAUAUAGUUUGUUUAAUGUAACAUCCAUUGUGAUAAAACAGUUUUUAAAUUGGAUGAUUUCUAAAUUAAACUGUCAUUGUCGACGCCGGAAAAGAUCGAGAGGAAGAAGAAACGCCAUUACACCCAGACAUUUAAACGGAAGUGCGCGACAUAAAAAGGGUGACAAAGCAGAUAGCGACAGCGAUUCCGAUAGACGCAAUUCAGACGAAAUGAUAUCAAUGAAGGAUUUUCUACAUACUAACAAAAUUUCUCUGGCACUUAUGCAAAAACAGCUUUGGGAAACCGCACAAAGAGGACAAAUGUCGUCACACGGUGGUGGUUUCCAAGGACCUGUUGGUCCUAUGGCCAUAUUAGAUAGAAAACUUGGACAGGAAGAUGUUUAAGGGAAAUCAGAAAUCAAUUUCAACAUCACAUCUGUGACAUACUAAAAUGCCAAUGUAUAAAUCAAGUCAAACGAAAAUCAUUUUUAUAUCUAAUUUUGCGUAUCAAAUGUUUACAUUUAUCAUGUAUGUUGCAUAUUUAUUUUUAAAGCAUGACUGCACACUGAUAUUACAAAGAGAUUUGUUUACACUUGGUUGUUUGAUCGGUAAAAUAGUCUUUUAAACAUCAGAUUGCUGCGGUGAAUAUUUCAAUUAAAUCAUUGUGCUUCUGAUCGAAUUGUACGCAUACUGGUCAAAGUAUUUAGAUUUAUGAAAUCCAUUACUUCUACAGGAGUUAAAAAAACAACGCGUCACUUUUUAACAUUAAAUUCCUUUAUCAAGAACAAACAAACAAAUCUCCUAAUCGACUGAAAGUGUUAUUUAGAGAAUCAAAAUAAUUUACUUUUUAAAGAAUAAUCAUAUUAUUCAUCCUGAAUUGAAGGUUUGAUCAAUAAAACGAUUCUAAAAAAUACAGUAUCCAAGGACAUGCUUCAAAAUAACUUUCUAUUAUGAAGGACGUGGUGUCUUCAAGCAAAUUUAGUACGUUUGUUUUUUAUUCACUUUUGUGUAUGUGAAUGACAACUUAAUAUUGUAUCGAUAUAUGAAAAGUUUGUUUUUCAUAACAAUAUGGAUCCAUAAUAUAUCUAAACAUACAUUAAUACCGAUUUAUUAUUAAUAUUACUAACAUUAUUGUUGUUAUCAACAUUAUAUAAUUUAUUUACAGUGUUCCUAUUUUUCCUUGUUUUUUUUGCCUAUGAGUACUGGCAAUUAUGAAAGGGAGGGGCGCGAUAAGAGCAGUUAUUUGACCUCUGACAAUGCAAAAAUUAUAGUUUAAAUUUUCAACCCUAUUAAAAUCAUCGUUAUUUAAGUUAUAAAGUGAUCACUUUAAGUUCAGAGAUGUUGUUUGUGAUGUCACUUAUCUGAUCUAUAAUUGCCAUUUUACACAUAGUUUUUGGUAAAGAUUAAUAUGAGCUAUCAACAUCAACAUGUUCUGUAAAAGACUCUUGUGACAAAGUACAUUUUAGGGUAAGUGCUGCUGUUCAAAUCUAAAUAUUAAUUACAAGAUUUCAGAGGGGGGGGGCUUGGUACUGUGUGCAGUUUCUAUCCUAAAUGCAAACAGCUAGAAGGCCUCAAGCAAAUAUGGAUAUCUGACAGACAAUGGCCGUUUGAUUUUCUAAAAAAUGUUAUAGGGCCUUGUCUUUCCUUCUCCUUUUUACAAACAGUUAAUUUACUAAAACUUAACAACAUUAAGACAAUGCAUUUGUACUGCCAUUCAUAGUCCCAUCAAAUUAUAUAUGUUAAGAGUUCAGAUACAUCAAGUCGGACUGAUAUUAUCUUUGACAAAGCAGCUUUGACGUCGCCCUACACUGACUAAUUAAUAUGUUGUGAUAACCAUUCGUUUUCUAUGAUCACGGAUUGGGUUAUUUGUAUACGCAAUGCUUAUUCAAAAGCCACCAAAGGGUGUUUGAACACCCUCUUUGAACGUUUACUUGUUUCAAGUCAAAUCUUACUGGUGUAUUUUAAUACUAUCAAGUGGUUCAUAUUAUGUCAUCGAUUUGUCUUAAUUUUUGAACAAGAACCAUAUAAUCAAAGUAGAAAUAUAGUAUUAUGCAUGUUCAUAUGUUUUUUUUUUUUUCUUUUGUGGUUUGUGAUGCUUAAAAUAGACUGUUAUUAUCGUACAUUUGAGUAAUAUCUAAUGGGAAGCAAAACUCACUUGUCUUACUAAAUGUCUUUUUAAGCAAUACAAUUGCAACAUAGGAAAAGUUUGGAUACUUUUUAAUGACAUUAUUAUAUUUAUAAAUUUUUAAUGACAUAAUUAUUAUUAUAAAUUUAUUCCAAUGUAUGUUUUUUUUUAACAAUUUUUACUUUUAACCUGGUUUUUUUUUAUUGUUAUUUUUCUCUGAGAUUGCUGAGACAAUUGUUAGAAAUGAUAUUUAUUUUCAGUAAAGAGUUUUUUCUUUCAGUAUCUUGAAAAAUAAUGAAUUGGCAUGAUGGAUGCUAUGAUGUAUAUAAUUUUGAAUCCAAAUUCAACUGUCAAUAAAUUACAACUGAAGUAUCCAGGGAAAACCUUACUUUCGAUUAUAGAAAUUCGUACAUACACGUUAGAGAAUUGUUAAUUGUGUAACCCAGAGUGCAAAUAGACAUGUGCUCUUAUCAAAAUGCUCGAGAUUAGCAGGACAGUACUAACGUUCGUCAAUCUAUUUAAACGAUGAAAAAAAAUCAAAAAGUCAAUUCCAAGUUUGUUGAUAGGUAAAAACGAUGUUCUUGCUUAAGGAAUUGCUAACCUUAGUAUUAUUUGAAGUUCUUUCAAUAGAAAAUAAUGUCUUGUACACUACCAAUUAUUACAUGUAGAAACUUGAGAAAAAACAUACUCAUAUGAUCUCCUUUUAUAGUUAUUGUUGAUGAUCCAAACUAGUCAAGGUUACUAGAAUUAGUCAAGGUUACUAGAAUUAGAAAAUCCAAGAGCAAAAUUCUCGGAAAGUAUUUUUUUUUUAAAAGAAUGAUAUUUGAACAGAAUAUAGGGAGUACUAUAUUUUCCUCUUUAGAAUUUUCUUAGAAUAAAUCUGUUUAAAUGAUUUAUGGAUAUUAACCAGAUAGUUAUUGAAACCCUUAAUUGAAAUCUUUAGACCAGGAAAUGAAUUUUAGUUUUAAUAUGAACAAGAUAAAAAGGGGAAUUGUAUCUUUGGUAUAGAAGUUUGCAGUCGAAAUCAAAGACUUGUUUAUUAGAUGGCAUUCUUGACCCAUGGGAACGAUUUAAUUUCAUUGCAAGCUUAAGGUUUCUUUUUGCACAAAACAUUUAAGACGUAAAGUAGAUAAUAUAAACCAUUUUGAUGGAUAUAUGUUACCAAGCAAAAUCGAUUAUUUCUUACGACAUUUUUCGUUCAAUUUCUUCACCUAGGUGAACAAACAUUUUUAAACGAUAUAUGUUUUGUGAUAAUGGAUAGUGUCUUAAUACAAUAAAUUAUUAGUUAAAAGCAAGUAUGUUAUACAUAGCAUGGACAUUUCAAUUGUCUCUGAAAACAUUAAAUAGACGAGGCAAAUUAAGUAAACAUCCGAAAAUGAAGUUUUUAUUUGUUAUUAAACUGUUUUGUCUGCUAUUCCUAAAUAUGUGUCAGAAGUUGAUUUAGAGCGUUUUAUUAUGUAGAGAUCGUCCAUUUAGCUGAUAAGACUAAAAUGAAUAAGAUCAUUCAAUUUAAACUUGAUAAAAUACAUAAAUAGCUGUCCCGGGCACUUCUCGUAUUUCGAUUUGUUUUUCAAAUAGAUAUAAGAAGAUGUGGUAUGAGUGCCAAUGAGAUAACUCUCCAUCAAAGUAAACAUUGAAGUUUACUAUGAAUUCUAUUUCAUCCAACACAAUUAAAACCGGCAAUUUUUAUUCUUGUUGGAGAACUGCCAUUUGCAUAUUCUGUUUUAUUUUUAGAUUUACUAAUCAUUUACAUUAUUUCUUAUUAAGUUGAUUUCUAUUUUCUCCGCGUUUUUUCCCCAUAUAUUUCACAAAAUACUUUUGAAUUGUAGUUCAAAUUCGGUUCUAACUGAUGAAUGAUUUUCGAGUGAGACGCUUUUAUUAGUGAAUAUUUUCACUCUUAAUAUUAAAACUCUUAAUAUAACAUGACAAUUGUGUUUCUUCUGCAACAACAUGAAAUGAAACGUGUACUGCUUAUAAAUAUGGUGCUUCAAAUCUUUAUUAAUUGCAACCAUUUGUCUUUUAGAAAGAUAGCUAACACCUUUUUGAACCCUAUCUAAGAAAAACAAAUGGGUUCCCCACAAGUUCAAGAUAUAUUUAAAUUGAUCUUGAGCUAUAUUUCAGAAAUAAAUAUAAUAAAAAAACAUAUAUCCGCCGAGAAGGCUUAAUUGUUUUACCUGGGUCUUUUCCACGCCUUUUAAAGCUUGGUAAGCGUUAUGGGUUUUGCUCAUUUUUAGGACGUACGGUAACCGAAAGUUGCUUGCCUUCUAUGUCAUUUGGUCUCUGGUGGAGAGUUGCUUCAUUUGCAAUCAUAUCCUCUUCCUAUUUUCAUAUCAAAGAGAAAACCUCGCUGUCCAACGUAAGUCAUCAUAACCAAAGCCGGUUAUAUUAGGCAGAUUCGUUCCUUUUCUAAAAAAUCAUAUACAAAAUAUCAGUAUAUCAUCCGUUCGAAUAGAUGAUCAUAAGGGGGAUACUUUUAUUUAAUUGUAUAUCCAAAAUAUAUAAUUGAAUUAAAAGUAGGUCCAGGAGAAACAAAAUCAGACAUAACAAUUAUAUAAUACCAUAACACUUAUCUGCAUUAAAAAUGGUUUAAUGUUAAAUAAAGUCCCACGGCCGUUAUUCGGACGGCUGGGUAGAAACUCUCUUGCAAUCUUUAUAAUUUAAGUACUUAUUUAAAAAAACUACAUUACAUAGUACAAAAAAAACACAGGACAUUGGAUACAAGAAGACAGCAACCUAAAUACAAAAUAAGAACAACAAAUCUUAAAAGUUGUCAGCAUAGUCUCCAAUUAUAGAAAAUCGUCUAUACUAAUAGUCUUAAAUCGCCCGUCUAAACGGUUAAAAAUUAUGAAUAUCUAAAAUAUGUAUUAGAAUUUAUCAAGCUUUUGUAUGGCAAGCCGUUCUCGUCAAAACUAUGUUUAAACCAUUCUUUCGAAAAAAAUUACACUCUGAGAUUUAAGAACCUAAAAUAACACACUGAGAAAUCGAAAUUACACAAUGAGAUUUUAAAAUUACACACUGAGAUUUAAAAAAAUGAAAAACACACACUGAGAAUUUAAAAUUACACACUGAGAUUUUAAAAAGACACACUGAUGAAAAACACACACUGAGAAUUGUUAAUUACACAAUGAGAUUUCAAAAAUACAUACUGAGAUUAAUAUGCAAAUUACUAAUGAAUAUUCAUGAGAUGAAUAAUUCAACAGAUUAAUCUCUUGGUCUCUCGAACUCUUGUCAUUAUAAUGAAAUGCGGUUCCUACAACCAACAUUCGUAAUAAAUUUCAAGACUUAACAACUUUUUUUGCUAACUCAUAUUCAUAAGUUUGUUGCCUAUAAUUCAGAUUAUUACUAACAGUAUAUUGGGAUUUUUUGCCUAAAACUGUUUAAGCAUGGUCCCUUUUCAAAAGUCUUUCAACUGUUACCCUGAUUUCGCAAGGUAAUCUUUUAUAUUUUUGUUGCACUUGGGAAAAAAAUUCACAGCAUUGUUUGUAUUUUUGCAGAUUGUUCUAUUGUUUUCUUAUAAUUUUAAUAAAGGUUUUCACCAUUUGGUUAUAUUUUGUAAUGAGAGUAAGUGGGUAUUUUUCUUGUGCUAUUGGUCAUUGAUAACGUAGUUUUUCUAUACGUUGCAUUUUUAAUGUUUUUUAUAAAACAUUUAGCGCCAAAUUGAAGGACUAACGAGUUCUGUCUCUAGUUGUUUUAAGCUUGUAAUAGAUUCAGAUUAAGUAUGCUAAUUAGAUAUGUGCACAUAAAAAGAUCGCACAAAUCUCAGUGUGUAAUUUUAAAUUCUCAGUGUGUAUUUCAAAUUCUCAGUGUGUGUUUUUCAGUUUAUUUCAUCUCAGUGUGUCAAUUUGAAAUCUCAUUGUGUAAUUUUCAAUUCUCAGUGUGUGAUUUUCAAUUCUCAGUGUGUGAUUUUCAAUUCUCAGUGUGUGUUUUUCAUUUUUUGUAAUCUCCGUGGGUUUUUAUGCAAUUCUCAGUGUGUAAUUUUCAUAUUCUCAGUGUGUGUUUUUAGGUUUUUUAAUCUCAGUGUGUUUUUUUUUUUAAUUCUCAGUGAAAAGUGGUUUAAACAUGGUUUUGACGAGAACGGCUUGCCAUACUUUUGCUUUUUUUUUCCGAGUGAUUUUUUUGUGAUCUCUUUUGUAUGAAAAUUAUGUUUGACUGAUUGCUCACCAUAAGCCAAUGAAAAUUCACAUUAAUAGAAUGUCUGCAAUGUAGUUAUGUAAUCACGUUAUACACUUUCUAAUUAUGAACAUUCACAAUAUAUGUUUUUUAAGAUAAAUUAUAUUUUUAAAAUAAA